Lycium ferocissimum is the source of this 1779-nucleotide messenger RNA. RefSeq lists its product as uncharacterized. NCBI's taxonomy places the organism in Eukaryota, Viridiplantae, Streptophyta, Magnoliopsida, Solanales, Solanaceae. The coding region runs from base 1 to 1779 and encodes 592 amino acids. The record is from RefSeq and is a predicted model, not a curated record. The transcript has 3 exons.
AUGGACGAAGAUAGAGACCGGGGCUGGUUAGAACGCUUCGUUCGAGUGAGGACCUCGGAUAUUAUCCCGGAGGAAUACAUGCCUUUUCCGGAAAAAUGGAAUGACAAUCGUUUACCGAAAGGUUCGGUGCAACCCAGACCCGGGACAGCAGCCGAGCAAGCUGCGCCAACACCGGCAUUCGAUUCGGCCGGGUCAUCCAGAAUUAUUGCUGCCGCCCAAAAACGAAGGAAACCCUCCGAUAAAGGAGACAAACCAAGAAAAAGGGCAAGGCGCGUCGUCCGGUCUCUGAGAGAUGAAGAAGAGUCCGACGUGAUCAUUCGUAGGGUCGGCGUGGCCCCUACCUUCGAGUCGGUCCCGGAGGAGGAAAUUGCAGUUCCACCCCCUUCAACCGAGGAAGCACCCUCUGCUUCGACUCAGCUACCAGGUGGGGAAGAAAUACUUUAUGCAACACCUCUUAGGUCUAUUGAGUUUAUUGAUAUUACAGGUGAAGCCUCUUCCGAGGAGAUUCCCCUGCAAAGACCACGGAGAUCCGGUCCUGAGUCCACUGCUGAAACCGGGACAAGAACUGAGGCUGCACCGGGCACGGAGGGACCAGCGGAAACCGGCUCAUUGCCUACCGAGGAUCCGACUAUCGGGCUUGAAGCCUCUACUUCCACCGAGGCUGCUGGUGCCGUUCCGACUACACCCACUGCUCCGAGGUCGGAUAGUCUGGAUGAAAUGUUUUUGGACACUCCUCCUGCGACCGGGGAGGCUGCUGGUUUUGGUCAUCUUCCCAUCCCUCGGGUCACGAGGGCAGCUAAUCGAUCUACCGAAACCGGUGCGAGGGAAAGCCUAGUGAGCCUCUUUCCGGCUCCCAGCGUGGAACCUAGGAGAACCAGGUCGGCAGUAAUUACUGUUCCUGAAGAUUGCAGUUUCCUAUCUCGUCCGAGUGUGGUGCUUGUUAACGAAGCCUUUAUCCGGGCCCAACAAGAGGUUGACGACCUUAAGGGCCAGCUGGACGCCCAAGGUCGGGAAACGGAGAAGUUCCAGCAUCUUUUGCAAGUAAAGGAAGAGGAGCUAAGCCGAGCAAUGGCCCUCACAAACCUUCGACCCGAGCUGGAUGCUACGAAGGCUGAGAACCUUCGAUUAAAGGGUGAGCUAGCCGGAUUUGUGGAUAGGAACCGGCUUCUGGAAGAAGAAAAAAUCGGCCUUAGCCAAGAUAACGCUCGGCUUUCUUCCAGACUUAGCGAGCUCGAAACCUCGAUAUCUCAACUCCGAGGGGAGCUAGAUUCGGUUAAAUCGGAUGCCGUCAACAUGGCCGAGAGGCACCGACGGCUCGAAUCCGAGAGUGCUAACUAUGCAGAGAGAAUGAGGGUUUUUGAGCAAAAAGCUGAGGACCGGGCUCGAAUGUGCGAUGAGCUAAGAACCAAACUCGGGGAGAUGACCGAGGCAAAUGAUAUACUCAAAGCUGAGCUUGACUCGGCCAAUCAAUAUCGGAGUGUCCUCGACGUAGAGAGGAAUGAGCUCUUGGUUAAGCUGGCCCGGGCUGAAGCCAAUUUGGCAGAAGCCUUAAAGAGUGUGGAAGCUGUCGAAGCCUAUUCCACGGUUGCAGUGGAACACGAACGGUGGAGAUCUCGGAGAAUCACCCUUGAGGAAGCCGAGCGUGGCUUUACCGAUCUCCCAGCUCUUAUUCGGGAGGCUAGAAGAACCGAGGAAGAAGCAAAGAGAGCUCUUGACUCCGACUCCGAUGAUUCUGAACGGACAGAGUCCGAGCAUUCUGGUUCCAGUCAUACCGGAUAG